AAAUUUUAGUGCUUACAAUUAGGCCUUCACUAUAAGACAGCCCAUAAGCCCAACUUGGUGUACCCGUUAGAUCACGUACAUCUCGCUCGUGGAAACAAACUUGCACGGCCGAGAAAAUGGUUGGUAGGCCCAAACGCUCAUCAACAGCUCGAGAGCAAUCUCAUAAAGGAAAAAGUACACUGAAGGUCCCUCAACUUGUCAUCGAGUUACAAAAUGUCCCCCAACUACAAAACCAGAUAUCCGGCGUCCCUCAAGUAAUCAAAACCGAUCACAAUAGGUCCUUCGGUGGUUUUAGCCCCGGUUUUAUCCUACAUGGCGGCUGAGUCAGCGUGGGACCCACGUGGACCCCACAUGUAGGAUGCCACGUCAAUCUCUAUCCUUUACUCAUCUGUCUCUCUCUCGUCCUCUCCUCAUCUGAUGCCGCGAGGAGGGCGGCGCCGUGACGGCGGCAGGCGGCGGCGGUGGCAGCAUGGCGGCGGAGAAGCGGCGCGUGGGCGGCUGGGGAGCAGACGAGGGAAGAGGUGGUGCGCGUCCUCCUCAUUGAACCCGUCGUCGUCGUCUUCAGCAGCGUUGACAGCCGCGGCUGUGGGAAGCAGAUAGGGAAGUGGGAGCGGCGACGGCGGCGGGAGUGGAGCUCGGUGGAGGAGGCACGAUGAUGACGACGAAGGGAUUUGGGGCGCCGAAGCUGUUGAGAUCGGCGUCGGCGGCGGAUUGUCGCCGCUCCACCGGCAAUCGCCCCACUCCGGCUGCCGGCUCUGCCCGCCACUGCCGCGCUCCGUGCCGCCGACUUCGCGCGCCGCCGCUCCGCCUCGUCGUCACCCAACUCCACCCACCGCCGCUCCGCCUCGCGGUCGCCCACUCCACUCGCCGCCGAGCACGCGCGCCCGGGGAUGGAGGGGAGGAGGUGCCCCAUCGUCCUCGUUCUCCCCUCGCAGUGCUCCCGCCGCCGACGCCCUCUCCUUCUCCCGCCUCGCCGCUACUGCCGCCCCUGCGUCGCCGGCCGCCGACUCCUCCUCUCGGUGCGGCGGAAGGGAGAAUCCAACCUCGGCGCGGCGGCCUCCCCUUCAGUGUCGCAGCCUCCGCCGUCGCGGCGCCCGGGGAUGGAGAGGAGGGUCUCGACGCCGAGGUGCCCCAUCGUCCUCGCUCUCCCCAUGCAGUGCUCCCGCCGCCGAUGCCCUCUCCUUCUCCCGUCUCGCCACUACCGCCGCCCCUGCAUCGCCGGCCGCCGGCUCCUCCUGUCGGCGCGGCGGAAGGGAGAAUCCAACCUCGGCGCGGCGGCCUCCCCUCCAGCGUCGCAGCCUCAGCCGUCGCCGCCGCGGUGGCCUCCCCUCCGGCGUCGUAGCCUCCGCCGUCGCCGCCGUGUCGCCCACCGCCGCUUCCUCUCCCGCCUCGCCCCGGGCGACCUCUCCACGCCCGCCGGCCGGCUUGCUACUUGCAGAGGAGACAAGCGAGAGAGAGAGAAGGGAGGGAGAGGAAAAGGAAGAGAGAGGGUGCUGACGUGGCAUCCUUACAUGUGGGUCUCACGCUGAGUCAGCCGCCACGUCGGACAAAACCAGGCUCAAAACCGCCGAGGGACCUAGUUUGCACGGUUUUAUAAGUUGGGAGAUACGUUGUAUCUGGUUUUGUGGUUGGAGGACAAUUUUGUAAUUCGAUGACAAGUUGAGGGACCUUCGGUGUACUUUUUCCUCUCAUAAAUGUGUGGCCCAAUGAUAACUGUGGCGCGAAAAA
Molecule: messenger RNA, 1728 nt
Organism: Oryza sativa Japonica Group (Japanese rice)
Lineage: Eukaryota; Viridiplantae; Streptophyta; Magnoliopsida; Poales; Poaceae
Source: RefSeq, a predicted model, not a curated record